AUUUUGACCGACCUAGUGACCAUGAAGAAGCUUUUGCUAGAGAUCUUUCAGAAUUUCCUUCUCUAGAAAAUGGUGCCGGAACAAAUGAUGACGAUGACUCGAGCAUUGGUAUGCCCAUCCAGCAACAAAGAAAAAAAGAACAAACAUAUUUCAAGGUGGAUCAUGCUUCCAAACAGAGUAAAGAGAGACCAUCCACUGCAGGGCUUUCCUUGCCUUUGGGCAGUGACCAAACCUUUAAUUUAAUGAGUGGAAUUGCUGGGGAUGUCAUUGCAGCCGCGGUGUCUGCUGCCAUCAAAGACCAGUUGCAGUCCGCCCAGCAAGCUCCCUCACACGCAGUGCCCAGUUUGAGCGAGGAGACAGACACAGAGGAAGCCGACGAUUUUGAACUGCUUGACCAAUCUGAGCUUGAGCAGAUUGAGAAAGAAUUGGGACUUUCACAAGGCCAAGAAGCAGAAUCCCAGGAAAAGAAAAAAUCUUCGGGCUUCCUUUCAAAUCUGCUUGGAAAUCAUUAA
Leptosomus discolor (cuckoo roller) is the source of this 512-nucleotide messenger RNA. The record is from RefSeq and is a predicted model, not a curated record. NCBI's taxonomy places the organism in Eukaryota, Metazoa, Chordata, Aves, Leptosomiformes, Leptosomidae.